UUCACUGUACCGGCAGAUUGACAAACAUUCGCGACUUGAACUCAAACUCUAUGGAGGUUGAUGACGAAGAACGUGAGAAAGAUGAUGAUUUCAUUGAACACGACACAGGUGCUUCUUUAGUACUUGUGGGUAGUCCCAUACCUCAUCCGAGUAACAUCGAAAUACCUCUGGGACGCCAUACCUUCUUAUCGAAGCACAGUCUCAGUAUGAAAUUCACAUAUGCUGACGAGAAACUGGCCGAAUAUCUGGGCUGGGACAGUGAAGAACUGGUGGGUCAAUCGGUCUUCGAGUUUCAUCACGCGCUCGACAAUCUGGCACUAGACAAGUGCUUCAAGUGUCGUAAGUAUCUUUUCCUAAAACUUCUCGUCUUUAUGAUGAUUGUCGAGGUUUCUUUAAUUUAUAUUACAUUUAAUUUGAUUAUACACGAAAAUAAUAUACGGAAGACAAAAAUGUAAUUUCGCGAUAACUAUCGAGGCGCGGAAUAGUACCUAAAAAUAAGACGAAGUGCAGCCGCGCCAAGUUUUUGUACAUUAAAUAUUUUUUA
Messenger RNA from Pseudomyrmex gracilis, 544 nucleotides. Its product is annotated as hypoxia-inducible factor 1-alpha-like. Lineage: Eukaryota; Metazoa; Arthropoda; Insecta; Hymenoptera; Formicidae. Gene Ontology annotation, molecular function: RNA polymerase II transcription regulatory region sequence-specific DNA binding; DNA-binding transcription factor activity, RNA polymerase II-specific. The record is from RefSeq and is a predicted model, not a curated record. The coding region runs from base 51 to 455 and encodes 134 amino acids. Gene Ontology annotation, biological process: regulation of transcription by RNA polymerase II; cellular response to hypoxia. The transcript has 2 exons.